CGAUCUUCUCCGAAAACUGCGUUUUAUGGUUUUUUUUUCUUUUGUAUUUUUUUCUUCUCAAACCCAAAAAUUAGGGUUCCGGUUAAGCAACAAAAUCCCGUCGUUCGUCGUCGUGGUCGAGAGGUGGUUUAGUUAUAUGCUAUCUGCGACCGCAGCUCUGAAUUCUCCUCGAAAAGGAUGCUUUGAAGACUCAUAUACAAGUUCCUGCAUUCUCCUUAAGAAAUGGGGGAGCAACGUCAGAUUAGAUCACGUUCUUGGAAUAGAAUGCCAACCAAAAGAUGCAGUGCAAAUGGCAUAUUGAACGAGUUUAUUGUUGUAGAUGAUGAUGAAGUUAUCAUUCUUGAUUUUCCCGAGUCAUCAAAAGGCAAAGCCUCGAAACGACCAAGAACCAGGAAUGAGCCCAUUUUGAAGCGAGUGAUUAGCCUUGACGAUGAUGAUGAUGAUGAUGAUACAGUACAUGUUCACAAAGGUGGGAGUAGUUCAAGCCGUAACUCUCUUGCCGCUAACUUGCAAACAUCUGCUGAAGUGGAUAAUGACGACUGCCAAUUCGUUCAAGAAAAAUAUGCUGCUUUUAGAUUUAGAAAGUGCAAACAGACUUUCUCUACAAUGCCCUCUUCUGGAAUUCGAUUUGGUCUAGGUCCUGAUUCUGAAAGUGAUUUUUCAGAGAGCGACUGUUCUGAUUGUGAGAUUUUAGAAGAUUCUCAUGGAGAGGUCCGCGAGCAUUGGGAGAAAGCUUUCUUGAAAAAAAUGAAGAAAGCAGGUAAUGUUGGUCUGAGUGAAGAGGCUGGUCCUUCCAAUAUCCAUUGUGACACUAAUUUCGCGCGUGGUUUUGAAAGUAGAAGUGAACAACAAGAUCAAACAUCUUCGUUCUUUGCUGCAAGAAAUCCAGAUAGUAGAAAAGAAACCUCCUCAACUUUCUUUGGAACCGAAAAAUCAGGUAAAGGUGGUCUGAGUGAGGAGGCUGGUCCUUCACAUCUCCACUAUGACACUAAUUUCGGUUCUGGUUCUGAAAGUAGAACUGAACAGCAUGUUCAAACAUCUUACUUCGUUCCGGCAAGAAACCCAGAUGGUGAAAAACAAACGUCUUCGACUUUCCUUGGAAGUGAUGAUAGAAAUCCUGGUACGUCUUUAUUUGGUUCGCAAACAGAGGAAGACAACCGAGCUAGAGAGAAAUUUCCGUGGUUUUCGUCACCGUCACCUGAAAUACAACGCGAACCUGAAAGGUCUGAUUCACCAUCAGCUAAUUUUACUUCGUCAAAAGAACCGAUACAUCAAAAUGGUUUCAAAGAAGUUGAUGAACAGGCAGACACAGUGCGAGUUCAGCCCAAAGAGAAUCAAAAGAAAAAGGUAGCAGAUCAGUCUUAUACGAAGGAAGUUGUAGAAGAAGAAGACGCCUCAAAAUCUUCUCGGCCACAGACCUCUGAUGGGGAUAGAGAUACAACGCAUGUUCUAGGCACCCAGAGUUUAGGUGAAUCAAGUGAACCGAUCAUUGAUCCUAUCCCAUCUACUAGUGGACAAUUGCAAGGUCUUCAUGGUACAGCUCCUACAAUAGAUGUCAUGCUUAACAGAGAGAAGUUGAAAGAGACAGAUGAAUACAAGAAAGCACAAGAAGAGGAAUGGGAGUCCAGGCAACGGCAAUUACAGCUCCAGGCAGAAGAAGCUCAGAGGCAACGUAAGAGAAUAAAGUUAGCAAACACGCGACAGUUGGAGAUGGAAAGAAGGCAAAAGGAGAGGGUAGAGGAAGUGAGAGAGACACAGAAGAAGGAUGAAGAAAGCAUGAACAUGAAAGAGAAAGUCCGUGCAGAAAUAACCAAAUCGCUUAAACUUCUUGAACUCAAAUGCAAUAACAUGGCGUCGUUGCUUCGAGGCUUGGGGAUUUCUGUUGUUGGUGGAACAUCUCCUAUGCCACAUGAGGUACACGCAGCGUACAAACGAGCCGUACUGAAAUUCCAUCCGGACAGGGCAUCAAGAGGUGACAUCAAACAGCAAGUCGAAGCAGAAGAAAAAUUUAAGCUUAUUGCUCGUAUGAAGGACAAAUUUUUAUCCUAACAUUGACCAAUGACGAUUUUAUUUGUCUUUUUUUUUUGGGGAUUCGUAGAAGAGAUAAAUAUUUUUGUAAAUCAGUUUUCCAAUAUUAUCCAACAAAAAACAAAACUGUUGGAGGUAAAGCAAAAAAAAAAAUAGAACAA
Messenger RNA from Eutrema salsugineum, 2189 nucleotides. RefSeq lists its product as uncharacterized. Lineage: Eukaryota; Viridiplantae; Streptophyta; Magnoliopsida; Brassicales; Brassicaceae. The record is from RefSeq and is a predicted model, not a curated record. Bases 223 to 2049 code for a protein of 608 amino acids. The transcript has 5 exons.